This is a messenger RNA of Heterocephalus glaber (naked mole-rat), 1952 nucleotides long. It is a transcript of the gene Gjd2, whose product is annotated as gap junction protein delta 2. Gene Ontology annotation, cellular component: connexin complex. NCBI's taxonomy places the organism in Eukaryota, Metazoa, Chordata, Mammalia, Rodentia, Bathyergidae. Gene Ontology annotation, molecular function: gap junction channel activity. The record is from RefSeq and is a predicted model, not a curated record. Gene Ontology annotation, biological process: cell-cell signaling.
AUCAGACCCGAUUCCCGGACGGCGCCGGAGGUUCGUGCUGUUCUCCGGAACGCGCCAACUGCCCUUCCCAUCAGUCCGGACGCGUGGGAUUUCUUUCCCCAUUUCCCUCUUAUAAGUACAAUAAAAGGGAGGGGGGAAUUCGUGGAUUUUUAAAAAUUUCGUUUGCUUCUUUCAUUGGGGGGGCAAUUCGCUCCCAGCCGGGAGGUGCGGCCCGGGGAGGGGCCAGGAGCGGGAACGUGCCCGGUGCUGCCCAGUCUUUGUCUGCUGCCUCCGGAUGCACAGCGAUGGGGGAAUGGACCAUCUUGGAGAGGCUGCUGGAAGCCGCCGUGCAGCAGCACUCCACUAUGAUCGGGAGGAUCCUGUUGACUGUGGUGGUGAUCUUCCGGAUCCUCAUUGUGGCCAUUGUUGGGGAGACGGUGUAUGAUGAUGAGCAGACCAUGUUUGUGUGCAACACACUGCAGCCCGGCUGUAACCAGGCCUGCUACGACCGUGCCUUCCCCAUCUCUCACAUCCGUUACUGGGUCUUCCAGAUCAUAAUGGUGUGCACCCCCAGUCUCUGCUUCAUCACCUACUCUGUGCACCAGUCGGCCAAGCAGCGAGAACGCCGAUACUCUACUGUCUUCCUAGCUCUGGAUAGAGACGCCCCGGAGUCUAUGGGGGGUCCUGGAGGAACUGGGGGUGGCAGCAGUGGUGGAGGCAAACGAGAAGAUAAGAAGUUGCAAAAUGCCAUCGUCAAUGGGGUCCUGCAGAACACAGAGAACACUAGCAAGGAGACAGAGCCAGAUUGCCUAGAGGUUAAGGAGCUGACUCCACACCCAUCAGGUUUGCGCACGGCAGCGAGAUCAAAGCUCCGCAGACAGGAAGGGAUCUCUCGCUUCUACAUUAUUCAAGUGGUGUUCCGAAAUGCCCUGGAGAUUGGGUUUCUGGUCGGCCAAUACUUUCUCUAUGGCUUUAGUGUCCCAGGCUUGUAUGAGUGUAACCGCUACCCUUGCAUCAAGGAAGUGGAAUGCUAUGUGUCCCGGCCCACUGAGAAGACUGUCUUCCUAGUGUUCAUGUUUGCUGUGAGUGGCAUCUGCGUCGUGCUCAACCUGGCUGAACUCAACCACUUGGGGUGGCGCAAGAUCAAGCUGGCUGUGCGAGGGGCCCAGGCCAAAAGGAAGUCAGUCUAUGAGAUCCGGAACAAGGACCUCCCCCGGGUCAGUGUUCCCAAUUUUGGGAGGACUCAGUCAAGUGACUCCGCCUAUGUGUGAAAGGGCAGGUUUUGGGAAGGCCUUCGGGAUAACAAGAAGCCCCAACAUAAACGAACUGCUCAAGAGUGGAUAAAUCAGCCCUUAUUCAUAAAAUGAAAAUGUAGGGUAAAGCUGAUUAAGUGAAGAUCUUGCAUCAAUAUGACAGGAGAAAAAGUAGACCCAUUGUCGCGUAUUACACCACUGGCUCCACACAGGCAGUUGAGUACUGUUGAGUAGAGUGGUGAGAUGGAUGAGUUGACAUCUUUUUUUGGACCUCUUCUUUUAGGGUCCAGAUUCUGAUAGCAGCAGACUUGCACAGCCACCAAGCAGGACUUAGCUCUGCUGAGCUCUGUAUUCUGGUAAAUGGCAUGAGUCAAAUACUUCAUUAAUACAAAUUUUGUGACCUAUUUCAACACAUCCCUUUAUCCUGGGCUUCAGGACAAAUAUCCUUGAGGAUCCUCCAUGUAUCUCCCCCAUCAGCAUGCCCCUCUUCCUCAAACCAGGAUAGCAUGCCAGCUUUUUUCUGAACCUGGCCUUACAUUUAGACCUAAUAUGGUUUAUCUGCAAGCUAGAGGGAUUUACACGGGGUGCUUUUUGGAGAUGGGCCGUGGCAGAGGUUUGCCCUAGAGCCCCAUCAGACUGGCUCUUAGUCAUUAUGAAAACCUUAGGAAUGUCUCAAUAUUUCCAGUUUUCUAACUCAAAUUGCACUGGUGCUGUUUAUUA